UUCUCAAUUUUCCAGUUGUGAUGAAAGGUUCUUCUCCCACUGAUGUCCAGUGCUUCCAGCAGUUGUCCAGUCUCCACUUUUUCUUUGCUGCAAUUUCCCACUCUAUCAGUGUUGUCAGGUUGGCUAUAUCAAGCAUGUUGUAACAUUAUUCCAGUUCGAAGGUAUCUCAAUGGUUUUCGCUUGUAAACCACUUCAACUGUUAUACACGUACAAGUUCUCUCUUUUAAAGUCACACUUGAAACUCAUUCGGAUUCGAACUAUUCAUCUGCUGUUCUACUAAACCAUCUGGACUUUCAGGAACAUAGCCUUUUUUCAAAUUCACUUUCACAGACUAAUGUGCCAGAGAUGCCCUGGACUCCUGGUGAGCCUUCGCGCUACGUUCAGAAGCAAGCAAGCAGCGGCAUCAACGUUCCUUUUUUUAUGAAUGGGCAGGGGCACAAAGCCGCACUGUUAUUCCCAGUGGAACUUGUAGCGGGCCGGUGUCCUUUCCUCACUCCGUUUUCCUGGAAGAAAUAACAUAGGCGUUCGCUUUUUGUCUGCACAAAAUCGCGCACAGGAAUAUGUCGUCUGUGAUCUUCCAACUGACGCUUACAGCUCUGCUUAUUUAUGGGGUUGUGGCUGCACCAUUUCUGGCUGAUAAAGAAGCCCAUCACUUCAUCCGAGAUAAAAGGCAAACUCACAUGAUGCAAGGAUAUUGGGACCCAAAUAGUGCAAGUAACGUGUGGGGUGUCACCCCAGCGGAGCAGGCAAGUGAAUACUGGACAUCGUUGAGAGAUACAGCGCAGUACUAUAUAGGUUUGAGUUCAGUCGGGUUUGCAUCAGAUCCUUCUGUUGUACAAGAGCAUAUCAGGAGCUACAUGGACUACCUGCGACAGACAAGUGUUUACCUCCAACAACCUCUCACGCAUAAAUAAAAAAAAUAAAGGAUAAAAGGAGCAUCUAGAAAUUCUUGACAUUAAUUUAGUGAAGAACCAUGCAGCAUAUCAUGACCAAUAUUUCUGCUCCACACCCCUCUGCUUGUAACACAGCUCAGUAAGUUUGCCAAAAGAAGGGAUGUGCCUUAA
Molecule: messenger RNA, 1064 nt
Organism: Pristis pectinata (smalltooth sawfish)
Lineage: Eukaryota; Metazoa; Chordata; Chondrichthyes; Rhinopristiformes; Pristidae
Exons: 5
Coding region: 561-914 (117 amino acids)
Source: RefSeq, a predicted model, not a curated record